Messenger RNA from Pogona vitticeps (central bearded dragon), 2045 nucleotides. It is a transcript of the gene TMEM109, whose product is annotated as transmembrane protein 109. The record is from RefSeq and is a predicted model, not a curated record. Lineage: Eukaryota; Metazoa; Chordata; Lepidosauria; Squamata; Agamidae. Gene Ontology annotation, biological process: intrinsic apoptotic signaling pathway in response to DNA damage by p53 class mediator; cellular response to gamma radiation.
GGAUUUGAAAUUUACCAUCAGGAGGGAAGGGGCGGGGAAGAGAGAGAGAAUAAAGGAUUUCUUUCUUUGCCUUUCUUAAGUUUUGUUUGGAGCCGAGCUGGAAGGUAGGCGUCCUUGCUCGCUCAGCUUGACGUUACGGGACGCCUGCAGCUUAUUCGUUUUAGGUUUGUGUGUGGUUCCCGCAGGCGAAAUCUCGAUAAACUUGUGUGAAGAUAAGGACUAGAAGGAUGUCUGGGAGGGUCUGCAUAGUACGGACCAUCUGCAAGCCCCUGAUGCAAUCCCUUUUUGCCAUUGCCAUGUUGCUGUCUCUUGCACACGUGGAUAUAAUCAAUGCCCAACACCACCGGAGUGAGUCUUGGCGAGAGAAACAUGUGGAAUCUGACUUUCUGUCCCAAACAACUCGUACUGUAAGGACGACUGUGGAGGGUUUGAUUGGAAAACACAACUUCAAAAUGUUGAGUGAGAAUAUCUCUUCCCUGUUCUGGAUAGUGUCCUCUGGGAUCUCUUCUGCUUUAUUUGUUGUGGCUCGAAUAGUAGGGCAGUUCCUUACUUCCUUUGGAAUGGCUGGGGACCAUUUGACUCAGUUCCUUAAGAUGAGACCUGAGGAGGUCCAGACACUGCUGCUCUGGGGCCUGACUGCUCUGAUUGGCUACUGGGUGCUGUCAUUGCUGCUGAGUCUCAUACUGGCUGUCUUGAGUCGCAUCAUGUGGGGCCUCAAGGUGGUCCUCUUUGGGGCUUGCUUUAUGUUCAUAGUCUCUGCAGUACCUGACCGCUCUGUGCAGGUGUUGCUUAUGUUGGCCUUGCUCACGCUGUAUGUCCUCCUGGGCUGGCUGAGUGGAUCGCAUCACUCAGGAGCACGUCUGGAAGCCAAAGUUCGCAGCUUGGAGCGCCAGGUGGAGGAGCUACGCAGGCAAAGGCGCUCUCCCAAGCACCUUGGUGAUGAGUGAGGUUCUCAUGAACCAGUAACGUCCAUGUACCUUUCCUAAGAAGCAGUUACUCUGUUCUUCAUGUAUCCCAUGACUUCAUCCUAGACUGUAGAUGCACUUGUGUAUCUCUAUACCCACAACUAUGCAGGAACAUGUAAAUCAUAAAGGCAGCUGAUGCACAGAAGCUUGAAUAUAUCUGAGAUAACAUUGCCUUCUAAUUGAUGGCAGCAGCAGCAGCCUGUUCAUAAGAUCUUUCCCGAUCCUUGUCUUUCAUCUUGUUUGUUUAUCUCGGAUGUCCUCCUCCUUAUGCAGUGCUGGCCAACUUUGGUGUGUCCAGAAGCUAGUUUACAAACUUGCUCUAACCCACUGCAAGCCACACAUGCACCACUUCAUCCAAGUGGCUUUGUAAAGGCACAUGCCUCAAAAAUCACAAUGCUGUUCACUCUUUUUUUCCUAGAGUCUAAGAUUUAGACCAGCUUUCUCCUGUUUCCUCAUUCAGCCCAGGGCACACCAUUUUGUCUCUUUGUGUAUGGUAGGCCUGGUGAUGUAUGUGUGAUCGUUUUUAGAAAGAAAAGUUUGUUUUUCUCCUACCAUGCUGCAUAUACAAGGAUAGGAAAAUUUGAUGUUUCAUCCUAAGGUUCACCCUGAGGAUCUCAGGCUUGAAUGCCAUAUAACCAUGCCAAUCUAUAUAUUUGACAGGGCAAUCAAGUAUGUCUCCGAAUACUAAGAAGGAUGGCUAUGGUUGUGGUAGUCACAUAUGUCCUACCUCCCUGCAAGCCAAAGAUGCCAUUUAAAAUAAAGGCCAUGCUGUUUUCUUAUGUAGGCUGCUUUUGCAUGAGACAAUUAAGUGAUGCCAUGACAGGCGGAGUUCACCUACCUGUCCCACAUGAAAUAAGCCAUAAAUCAGCGACAAAGCGAAUGUAUACACAACUCUUUCAUCCAGAUAGAAUUUGUGCCACUAGCCAAUAGAAUAACAAACCCUGUUUCAGGGGGAAAGCAUAAAUUGCUUGGUGGUAUGAGACUCCUAUUGGUUGCCAAAUAUAUUUUUUAAGCUCUCAGUUUUAAAGAAAUUUUGUAUUUUCUUUCGAUCUUCCAAAUAAAGGCUAUUUAAUCAUUCUA